Messenger RNA from Desarmillaria tabescens, 1491 nucleotides. RefSeq lists its product as uncharacterized. Lineage: Eukaryota; Fungi; Basidiomycota; Agaricomycetes; Agaricales; Physalacriaceae. The record is from RefSeq and is a predicted model, not a curated record. The transcript is spliced from 4 exons. Bases 204 to 1214 code for a protein of 336 amino acids.
GAGAAUGGCAUGUGUUGAAGAACAUUGUUUGGCUGUUUGGCUGGAGCCUUGCUAUUGUGUGCAGGGUUUUUGUUUGCCUAAAGUAUAAGACCAUGGCUGGGCACGACGAGGACGACCACAGCGAGCUAGUCUCCUUCCGAUACUCUUAACGACCUAGACAUACCCAACAUACCCAUAUUUUUACAUACCCCACGACUAUCGUCAUGUCCCGCCCACGAUCCUCGACAGUUUCCUCGUUCACCGCCAGUAUUACCACCUGGGCAUCGGCGGUGCACCCAGGCACACCAGCGCCUCUCUCACCGCGGAGCGCCAGCUCGGGAGCAUUCCCCGACACGCCCGCAACGUCCAAAUCGGUAUAUACCCCGACGUCUGCCCACUACGCCAAAUUCGAUUUGACGAAUCUCGGAUAUACAUCUGUGUUCGUGCACCUGCCCAAGACGCCUACUACGCCACCCUAUCUUAACAAUAAGCCUCAGUUUUCUAAUCACGCCCCUAACAAUAAGAAAGACAAUAAGCCCGAUAAUCACAAUUACCCCUCCUCCCAUAAAGACGAACUCGAUAAUGUUUCCUCUCACCAGGCGAAGAAAAAUCCCUUCUCGCUCCUCUCUCGUUCUCGUGCACGUUCAAGAUCCAUGUCUGUCCCGGCAAAGUCGAAGAAGCACGCGCAGCAGCUGCCCCCGACGCUCAUGAAUGAGCUCAUGCUCAUGCAGUUCACGAGUGGUGGGAAGAUGAGCACGCAUAUCACCCGUGUUAUGGAUGCCCAGACCAAGCAGCAGGGCAACCUUCCCGUCGGUACUCGCGCCGACGUCUACCGUGACGGUACCGGCCGCGUUUGGUGGGACCGCGACGAGCAGAUGGAGUACCAAUGGCUCCUCCAGAAGGACGACCCCGAUUCCUCUGACUCCUCUGACUCUGAAGGAGAAGAGGCGCCCUCUCAGUGGGUCAAAUUCCGGACCGAGUCUCUUGAUGCUCAGAAAGUCAAACUCGCACCGAUGACUCUCCAGCCCAUCCUCACUGCCGAUGGCAAGAAGAAGCGUCCUACACCGCUUAACCUCGCCAGGAAGGAGUUCCUUGAGCAGUCUUUCGUACCGCCGAGCGUACCUCUCCCUCCCAUCCCCGUAUCGGCUCCUCGUUCCAUCCCAUCUACCCACGCCCACGCGCACACCCCGAAAAAGUCAAAGAUGAGCGUCAGGGGAUUCUUCCAUAGGUCAUAGAUUCUUGCGCUGGUCGUUGUACUAUAUGCAUGCACCGACCGUAUGCAUAUCCGCUCUUUCAACCUAUUUGUAUUCUUAUUCCGCUGCGCUACCUCUCGUUUGUCGCCGCCGCCUUUUGUAGUAGUUCAACACAACUGUAGCUUUAUAUCUAUCUAAUGCUUACCGUCUUCCUGGACGUGUACCUAUGUUUAUGCAUGUACGUACAAAGUAGCUAGGGAGAAUACUUGAAUGCAAUAUAUAUGUCUUGGUUAGAAAUGCAUAUCGCUUUACGCAUCGG